Messenger RNA from Acanthoscelides obtectus, 180 nucleotides. NCBI's taxonomy places the organism in Eukaryota, Metazoa, Arthropoda, Insecta, Coleoptera, Chrysomelidae. The record is from the annotation of a GenBank genome assembly.
AUGUCGAGCAGUAGCUUCAAUAAGUCGUGUUUGAAGGACUGCUUGCGGUUAGGAUUGGAGAUGAAUCGGAAAGAUGAUGAGUCGGAUAUUGCUAAGGCUAGCGUGGAUUGCGUGGUGAAGGAUGUUACUAGUAUUGUUAGCAGGAUCGGGCAAGCUCAACAGGUAAGCUAUACGGGGUGA